UAUGGACGGCACCAUGGAGCACCCCGAGGCGGUGCAGAGGGCCACGUCGCUCAUUGAGGAGCGGCUGGCGCAGGAGGAGGAGAGUGAGAAGCUCCGGGGCGCCGCCCACGAGAAGCUGCCCAUGAACUUGCUGGUGCUGGAGGACGAGAAGCACCACGGGACCCAGAGUCCGGCCUUGCAGAAGGUCCAGUUCCGCCGGACAGCACUGCACCGGGCCUCCCUGGAGGGCCACGUGGAACUCCUAGAGAAGCUUCUGGAAAGUGGGGCCACCGUGGACUUCCAGGAUCGGCUGGACUGCACGGCUCUGCACUGGGCCUGCCGCGGGGGCCACAUGGAGGUGGUGAAGCUUCUGCAGAGCCGAGGAGCAGACAGCAACGUGCGGGAUAAGCUGCUGAGCACGCCCCUGCACGUGGCGGUCCGGACGGGGCGCCUGCAGAUUGUGGAACACUUUUUAUCCCUGGGGCUGGACAUCAAUGCCAGAGACAGGGAAGGGGACAGUGCCCUACACGACGCCGUGAGGCUUAACCGCUACAAGAUCAUCAAGCUUCUGCUCCUGCAUGGAGCCGAUAUGAUGGCCAAGAACCUGGCAGGAAAGACCCCCACGGACCUGGUGCAGUUGUGGCAGGCUGACACCCGGCAGGCCCUGGAGCACCCAGAGCCGGAGGCGGAGCAGAACGGACCGGAAGGGCCCCCUGGGAGCGGACGGGAGACCCCCUAGCCCGUGCCGGCCCCGUGAACGCCUGCCUGGGCUCAGCCAGGCACCCGGGUCCUGCCCUGUGCGCAGCCCGAGGGUCCUAAGGAUGGCCCCCAGAGCCGGGGGAGGACCCAGCCUCUCCUCUGCAGGAUCCAGAAGCCCCCACCAACUAUCACAAUAAAAAAGUUGUUUUUGCAACUCGCGAA
Carlito syrichta (Philippine tarsier) is the source of this 900-nucleotide messenger RNA. It is a transcript of the gene ANKRD2, whose product is annotated as ankyrin repeat domain 2. The transcript is spliced from 7 exons. Lineage: Eukaryota; Metazoa; Chordata; Mammalia; Primates; Tarsiidae. Bases 2 to 718 code for a protein of 238 amino acids. Gene Ontology annotation, molecular function: RNA polymerase II-specific DNA-binding transcription factor binding. Gene Ontology annotation, cellular component: nucleus. The record is from RefSeq and is a predicted model, not a curated record. Gene Ontology annotation, biological process: regulation of transcription by RNA polymerase II.